GGGGUGCCCAUAUCCAAGAUGGCGCCCCCAGGAGCUGGGAGCGGGUGACCCGCGGCGGGGAAGCGGCCUGAGCUGGCCGUCAGAUUGCGGGGUCCCCGGGGGCCUGUCGCGGGGCGCCCCCGUGACCCUUCGACCAGGCCUUCCCCCCUGGCCGGAGCGAUGGCCGCCGAGAACAGCAAGCAGUUUUGGAAGAGGAGCGCCAAGCUGCCGGGGAGCAUUCAGCCGGUGUAUGGAGCCCAGCACCCUCCCCUGGACCCUCGACUCACCAAAAACUUCAUCAAAGAACGGUCCAAAGUCAACUCAGUCCCUCUAAAGAGCAAGAAGGCCUCCAGUUUUCACGAGUUUGCCCGGAAUACCAGUGACGCUUGGGACAUUGGUGAUGAUGAGGAAGAGGACUUUUCCUCACCUUCUUUCCAAACUCUGAACUCAAAAGUUGCUUUGGCAACUGCAGCCCAGGUCCUGGAAAACCACAGCAAGCUGAGGGUAAAACCCGAACGUUCCCAGUCUACCACAUCAGAUGUCCCCGCCAACUACAAGGUCAUCAAGUCCAGCAGUGAUGCCCAGCUGUCCAGAAACUCCAGUGACACGUGCCUGAGGAAUCCACUCCACAAACAGCAGUCACUCCCUCUCCGGCCCAUCAUCCCCCUUGUCGCCCGCAUCUCGGACCAGAAUGCUUCUGGAGCACCUCCAAUGACAGUCCGGGAGAAAACCCGCCUGGAAAAAUUCCGUCAGCUUCUCUCCAGCCACAACACUGACUUAGAUGAGCUGAGGAAGUGUAGCUGGCCAGGGGUUCCCAGGGAGGUUCGACCAGUAACCUGGAGACUCCUGUCGGGCUAUCUACCAGCAAACACUGAGAGGCGGAAGCUGACCCUGCAGCGGAAGCGGGAGGAGUACUUUGGCUUCAUCCAGCAGUAUUAUGACUCUCGGAAUGAGGAGCAUCACCAGGACACCUACAGACAGAUUCACAUCGACAUUCCAAGGACGAACCCUCUCAUUCCCCUGUUCCAGCAGCCUCUUGUUCAGGAGAUCUUUGAAAGAAUUCUCUUUAUCUGGGCCAUCCGACACCCCGCCAGUGGGUAUGUCCAGGGAAUUAAUGACCUGGUCACUCCGUUCUUUGUCGUCUUCCUCUCAGAAUAUGUGGAAGAGGAUGUGGAAAACUUUGAUGUGACCAACCUGUCUCAGGACGUACUGCGAAGCAUCGAAGCCGACAGCUUUUGGUGCAUGAGCAAGCUGCUGGAUGGGAUCCAGGAUAACUACACGUUUGCACAACCAGGGAUCCAGAAGAAAGUCAAGGCACUAGAAGAGCUCGUCAGCCGCAUUGAUGAACAGGUACACAAUCACUUCAGGAGGUACGAAGUGGAAUACCUGCAGUUUGCCUUUCGGUGGAUGAACAACUUGCUCAUGAGGGAGCUUCCUCUGCGCUGCACCAUCCGCCUGUGGGACACGUACCAGUCUGAGCCAGAAGGAUUCUCCCACUUCCAUCUCUAUGUGUGUGCAGCCUUCUUGAUCAAGUGGAGGAAAGAGAUCUUGGAUGAGGAAGACUUUCAGGGCCUCCUCAUGCUGCUGCAGAACCUGCCUACGAUACACUGGGGCAAUGAGGAGAUCGGACUGCUGCUGGCUGAGGCAUACAGACUCAAGUACAUGUUCGCCGAUGCCCCCAACCACUACCGCCGAUAGGUGCUGUCUUCCCCCGGGGACCCAGGCUGCCCCCAUCUCUGAUGGCAAUUUGAUCACUGUGGCCACUGUGGGAGCCGUGGACCCCGCCCAGGAACCACUCCUGCUGUACAAAGCUCACCCCCGCCGCCCAGGUCUUAACUUUACAACAUCCACCACUCCAUGUCUGGAUGUAUUUUUUGGACCACUGUCAGUAUUCCGUGCCAUGAGGAUGGGCCCAGCCUUGGGAGAGGGCAGAAAAGGAGGUACAGGGUUGUCUUCCCCUUCAAAGGAGGCUGGACAGAAGGGGAGGCUCAGGGUCUGAACUCACUGUUCCUACAUGCACCUGCUGGCUCUGGCCUCCAGGACCAGAUUGUUGUUAUUUUUCUUUUUUUUUUUUUGAACAGGAAAAACCACAACUUUUCUUACAUGCCCAAGGCACGGGGUGGGUAUUGGGCUCUGGCACUGUUGCUUUUUGAGACACAGUUUGAUUUGGUCCCAGGUCAGAGACGCCUUAUGUAUGUUUUCAGAAGACUGAAAGACCCCCCCCCUUUCGUUCCCCACCUUCCCCUCGCCUACCCUAGCUGAGCCAGGAAGGGUGGCCUUGUGAGACCUUGGUUCUCAAGUGGAGAGGACACUAUGCUCACAACCCUGGGGAGAGACCUACACCCAAGGGCUAGGGAUUUACUUUCCUUUCCUCACCAGUUAUCUGUCUAUGUGAGUACGUACGUGUGUGCAUGUGUGUGUAUGCGUGCUCACGUGUGUGUUCUUCUAUGUGCAUACGUGUGUGUAUAGGCCCAUUGGAUUUCGUAUGAAUUUCUGUAUCCAGACUAGCCCAUCAGAACCAGUUGGGAAAGGCCCUAGGGACCAAGCAUCCAAUGUCCCUUAAAGGAUGGGGCAGGGAAGGGAGAAGGGUUUGUUUUGCUUUAUUGUUUUAUUCUGUUUUACCUCUCCAAAUCCUUUUUCCAUGAUGACCCACUCCAAGAUAUUAUGUGUAAAUUGUGUUAUUAUGUAUAUGGGUAAAGAUGUAUAAAUAUGAGUCCUCUUUGUAGCAGAUAUGAUUUUAUAUUUAUAAUGUGCAUUGACAUGUGAAAGCAAUCUAGGUCACUAGCACAGAUGAAGCUGCCUGGUGGGCAGCUUAGGGGUGGGGCCUGGGGCCUGGCAGUCAGCUGGAGGGGUGGGGCCAGCAGCAGGGCCUUCCCGCCAGCAACCACGUUCCUCUCUCCUCCCCUUUCUUCCAGCCCCUCCUUGGGCCUUUUUGGAACCCCCACCCUCCCCUUCCGUCGCCCCCAGCAGCCUUUCCUACAGGUCCUGUGGCCCCAGCCUUUGUGUUUAAGUCAGCCCUGUGUUCAGGGCAGAAGCUGGCUGAUGAGUCAGUGCCAAAAGAAGGGGAUUCCUGUGUGUCCUUGGGGAGGGGGGCUCUCCCCAGAGAGUGGCAUUAGGUGUCCCCUACUAUCACCAUAAUACCCUACACAGCUCCUGAGGUAUGUGGCCCAUACUCAACUCUUGGUGUUUCGUAAUGGAGAGUGGGGAUGAGGGGAAUGGGAGCCAGCCCACACCAUCCUCUUGGGAAGCCAGGCAGCAACUGGCCUCAGGGUGACCCCUUUGAAUGCCCUUGCCAGUGCUGCCUGCAGGUCACACCUUCCCACUGUGUUAGGGAGUUAGGUUUCCUGCUGGAGCUGUUUCUCAGGCAUUCUUCCUCCCCUGCUCCUGCUCCUGCCCUUUGCCCUUUGCCCUUUGCCCUUUGGUGUGCCUCAGUAGUCUCCUUCCAAGGGAGAGGGUGCGUGGCCCUCCCUCACCCAGACUAAUUAAAAAAAGACACUUGUGUUCCCAAGUGGUGGUUUUAUUUUUUUAGUUUUUAUGUUUGUAUGGGGGAUUGUGGAUAAAGUGAAUGAGUUGUAAAUAAAUAGUGCGUUUCCUCCGCCA
Nannospalax galili (Upper Galilee mountains blind mole rat) is the source of this 3579-nucleotide messenger RNA. It is a transcript of the gene Tbc1d22b, whose product is annotated as TBC1 domain family member 22B. Gene Ontology annotation, biological process: activation of GTPase activity. The record is from RefSeq and is a predicted model, not a curated record. Bases 160 to 1677 code for a protein of 505 amino acids. Gene Ontology annotation, molecular function: GTPase activator activity. NCBI's taxonomy places the organism in Eukaryota, Metazoa, Chordata, Mammalia, Rodentia, Spalacidae. The transcript has 13 exons.